AAACUAAAAUCGAAUCACAACACGCUGGCCACGGGUUGCUUCCGACCAUGAUUGAUGUAUGUGUUUGCCUAUCGUGAGCCUCAGACGACCCGCAACAAAACGAGUUGACACAGCGAAAUGGAAGUAAGAGUUGUUCGCUUUGACCAGAGCGCCAAGAAGGAAAGGACAGGGGGAAGCAAGAAUGUGAAGCAAAUGCGAAAGAGAAAGGGAACGAGAGUGAGCUCUCCACCACUUGAUCUUACUGCCGCAGCAAAAAUAUUCGAGACUUUGAAGUCGAAUGAUAGACAAAAUGAAGUGAUGGGCGCAUGCAAAGAUGAUUUUAUCGCACUUGCGGUUCGAAACUUACUAGCGGAGGUUUUUGAGUUUGAUGUCACAGGCGGCGACAUCGCGCAAGGACUCCAGCGACUCCAAGAAAGCCCACCAAGCUUUGUAAAUUUGAGCGCAGAGGCUCAAUGCUGUCUUUUACGGAUUCAUGUAUUAGCCCCGGGAAUGGCAAAACCGCCAGAAAGCUCAUCUAUUUCGAGCAACAACUUUGACCAAACUGUAGAAUUGGAAGCUUUUCGUGUUGGCAUCACCGCGGCGUUGGAGGCAGCAACGAAGCGUGGUACGAGCAGUGAAGAAUUGAAGACGGAAGCUGAAAAAAUCUUCCACAAAGACAAGAAAGAAGGCGAGACUGCGUUGGAAUACGUCAUCAAGGAAUCUAGCUGGACUGGAAUGGAUGAAGCGAAGACAGUCGACAGCCUCUACGACGCAAUGUCCACUGCAGCCUGCAAUGCGUUUUGGGCGUGGGGCAACAAACACCUUUUCACAGAGGGUUAUCUCCACCAGCUUGUUGCGUACGUUUUCAUCCAGCAGGGGGCGGGACGCUAGUUUGCUUUCCAAAUUCCCAAAACCCACAUUGUGGCAAAAAGUUCCAGGAGACCGUCUCUUGGCGAACGUUAGCGCUCUAUAUUAUUCGUUCCAACUGAAGGCACUGUCAUGGGAGGCCGUAUUUGCAAGGCAAGGUGACCGGACUCCUCUAUCGUUCUACAUCCUCCAUGGAGUUUCAGCACGAUUUUUUGCAAGGUAUUCCAAAACGAAUGCAAUUCUAUACUAAGGUAUCUGACGGCAUCAGUCUAAACACAAACAUAUAAUUAUCAUGCUGCAGCGCCACAUGCCAUAUAUCGAGGCAACUCGAA
Molecule: messenger RNA, 1178 nt
Organism: Seminavis robusta
Lineage: Eukaryota; Bacillariophyta; Bacillariophyceae; Naviculales; Naviculaceae
Source: the annotation of a GenBank genome assembly